Messenger RNA from Quercus robur (English oak), 1466 nucleotides. RefSeq lists its product as uncharacterized. Gene Ontology annotation, biological process: transcription by RNA polymerase III. The coding region runs from base 550 to 1290 and encodes 246 amino acids. The transcript has 4 exons. Lineage: Eukaryota; Viridiplantae; Streptophyta; Magnoliopsida; Fagales; Fagaceae. Gene Ontology annotation, cellular component: RNA polymerase III complex. The record is from RefSeq and is a predicted model, not a curated record.
AACAUGAGCCGAGCCGAAGGGCCCAAGGCCCCAAAACCCAAAACAAAAAAACAGAGAGAAGAGAAGGCGGAAAAAAAAAAAAAAAAAAAAUCCUCUCGGCGAUUCCGAUUUCCGAUUCAGAACAGAGGCAAGCGAGAGGCGAGGUAGAGAGAGUGAGAGUUUGAGAGACUUACCGGCGGCAAGAAGAAGGAGGAGGAGCUCUUGUCGUGGGUCUGUCUGUGACGGCAAGGUCAGAGCAGAGUGGAGACUUUCGGAGUGAGCGACUGAGAGAGUAGAAAGGAGAGAGUGAUAGAUCGGGUGAAGAUUUCAACUGAAUAUUACAUAUUUCUUCUUCUAUUGAAUUCCUUUGUGUUCCGAACCUGUUAGAGAAUUCAAAAAGCUUUUACAAAAUGAGUGCAGAAAAAGAAAAAAAGAAAAAAAGGAGGAAAGUCUUGUUGCUGUGACAACCCAUUGCAUGUAUUGGGCCCUUAAAUUGUUCUCCACAGGUCCACUUUGCCCCAACUAAAUCCACUCACUUGAGAAGCGAAGCCUGUGACUAUCUAGUGCAAUAUGUUGGCCAUUGACCAGGGAAUGAACCGAUCACAAGGACUCUCAUCUCUGAAGCGUAAACAGCCUGACUCAAAAUCACCUAUUGAGUCUUUGACAGAACAUGAGCGUAUCCUUUAUAAUCUGAUCCGAAGCAAGCAAGACAUGGCUAUUUGGACAAGAGACAUGAAACGAGAAACAAACAUCCCUGACAAUGUGCUUAACAAAUCCCUCAAAUCACUUCAAGCUAAGAAACUGAUAAAAGAGGUUGUAACCAUCCAAAAUAAAGGCAGAAAACACUAUAUUGCGACAGAGUUUGAACCAUCGAAGGAAAUCACUGGUGGGGCUUGGUAUGUUGAGGGGAGCCUUGAUACAGAGUUUAUAAACUUUUUGAAAAAGCACUGUGUGAAGAUCAUUUAUGAGCAAAAGAUUGUUACGCUGGAGGAAAUUUUGGACACGAUCAGGAGGAGUAGAGCCUUCAAUGUUGAGUUCACAACUCAGCAAAUUGAAGAGAUUGUGAAUGCUUUGGUUUUGGACAAUGAGAUAUUGGAGGUGAAGAGUACUGGAAUGGGGGAGUUUAAUUCUAUUCCUAUUGGGAAAGUUUGUUAUAGAUGCGCAAGCAAAGCAGGCCUUAAAGUGGAACCGAAAAUUGGGGCCAUGGCUUCAAUUCCAUGUGGAGUAUGUCCACAGAUAAGUCUAUGUACACCGGAUGGAAUAAUUUCCCCAACGACCUGUGUAUACUACACUAAAUGGUUGGAUUUCUAAUUUGCUUGUGCAUCACUGCAACGUUUCUGAAUCUAAGAUGGGUUUAUAGAGUUCUUCUCCUUUCCUUUAUCGCCUUUUUGUCUGGGGUAUAGGCUGCAUAAUUAAAUGCUUCACGAUUUUGUCUAUGAAUUCAAGGUAAAAACUAUAUUUGAAUUUUCUAUUACUUUUUGCAUCUC